UUUGAAAAAUUUUUAGCAUUGAAUAACUAAAUUUUAUUAAUACCGUGAAAUUUUUGAAAUAAUCAAAUUUGUUUAAAAUGUCAGAAAAACAAAACUUUUGUUUAGAGAAUAUAAUUAAUGAUCUGAACGGAUUUGGUCGAUAUCAAAAAUUUAGUUUGAUGUUAUUGUGCGUACCAGUCAUAUUUUCAUCAUAUGUGACUUUUGCUUAUUUCUUCACCACAGGAAUCCCAAAUUACAGGUGUCGAAUAUCAGAAUGUGAUAAUGGAACAGCUUUGGAAUAUAUAUCAGAAUGUGUAAAAUCCGCUAUUCCAUUUGAAAAUGGUUAUCCUACUUAUUGUACUCGUUAUGGAGUAACAAAUAAUGUAUUAGGAAGUAAUAAUAUUUCAUUUUCGAUAGAAAAAAUUAUAAGAUGUGAAAAUGAUUUAGUAUUCCCCGAUAAACACACAACUUUAGUGAAUGACUUUCAAAUAUACUGCCCAAAUAAUCAGUGGAAAUUAACAACUGUUGGUACAAUCAAUGCAAUUGGCCAAAGUAUUGGAGCCCCAAUUAUGGGCUUUAUAUCCGAUCGGUAUGGACGGAAAAUAGCUUUAGUUGUUUUACCUACUUUAACAUCAAUCUUUGGGAUAAUACAAUCAUUUUCAACAAGUUUAGAAUUUUACUAUAUUACAGAAUUUGUCUUUGCCUUAGUAGGGAGUACCACUUUCAGUAUUGCUUUUAUUUUAAUUGUAGAAAUAACUGGAACAUCAUAUAAACUAUUUUCGAUUGCGGUAUGUUGCAUUGCUUAUGCAAUCGGUGAAAUAGUUGUGGGAAUAACUGCUUGGUAUUUUACAACAUGGCAAUUAUUUUUACGCGUUUUGUAUAUGCCUGGAUUGGUGAUGAUAUUUUAUUGGUGGUUAAUCCCCGAAUCAAUAGAAUGUAAGAAAACGAAACCCGGAAUUUUGGAUCAAGGAUAUUACGGAUCCUAUCAAACGGCUUCUUACGGAAGCCGUGUGAUAGGAAAUGUGUUUACAAGAAAAAAUGCAGAAGUGCUCAAUAAUGAUAAUAAACCAGAUUCGAUAAUAAAUAUAUUAAUGAAUCGUACAAUUUUUUGGCGAUUAAUAAACUGUAGUAUAAUAAUGUUUUUAACAUUGUUUUUGUAUACUGGAUUAUCAAUAAACUCAUCAUCAAUAUCUGAUAAUAAAUAUUUGGCUUUCAUAUUUGCAGCGAGUAUUGAAAUUCCUGCGUAUAUUACAUGUUCGAUUAUUUUAAGUUAUUUAGGUUUCAAACGUACACUUACGAUUGCAUCAUUAGCUGCUGGUAUUUUGUGUAUUUCACUCUACUUUAUUCCAGAAGGAAUACCGAAGCUUAUAAUAUUUAUACUAGGAAAAUUUAUGAUAACACUUACUUAUCAAACAUGUUACGUUUUUGUAACAGAAUUAUUCCCAAUUACAAUUAGAAACCUAUCUUUGGGUAUAUGCUUUGGUGUUGGAAAUUUUGGAAAUAUGGUUUCUCCACAAACACUGCUAUUGGCAUUAAUAUGGCAUCCAUUACCAAUGAUUGUGUUUGGCUUAUGCGCAAUUUUAAUAAGUUUUUUAUCAAUAUUGCUGCCAAAUAAAAUGCACAAGUAA
Chrysoperla carnea is the source of this 1607-nucleotide messenger RNA. Its product is annotated as organic cation transporter protein-like. The transcript is spliced from 9 exons. Gene Ontology annotation, molecular function: transmembrane transporter activity. NCBI's taxonomy places the organism in Eukaryota, Metazoa, Arthropoda, Insecta, Neuroptera, Chrysopidae. The record is from RefSeq and is a predicted model, not a curated record. The coding region runs from base 78 to 1607 and encodes 509 amino acids. Gene Ontology annotation, biological process: transmembrane transport.